This is a messenger RNA of Chelonoidis abingdonii (Abingdon island giant tortoise), 4153 nucleotides long. Its product is annotated as heme-binding protein 2-like. Gene Ontology annotation, molecular function: heme binding. Gene Ontology annotation, cellular component: cytoplasm. The record is from RefSeq and is a predicted model, not a curated record. NCBI's taxonomy places the organism in Eukaryota, Metazoa, Chordata, Testudines, Testudinidae.
GGGGGCAGUCAGGGCACAGGGAGAAGGGGGCAGUUGGAAGGGAUGGAGGUUCUGGGGUGUGUGUCAGGGGAUGGGAAACAGGGGGUUUCACAGUAGAAUUCUCAGGAGGCAACAGACACUUUUGCCAGAGCUUCCAAAGGUGGCUGGAAAACAGUAGAGAUGGGCCCAAGCUGCAAAAAUCAGAUCCAGGUUUGGAUUUCAACACCACAAAACUCAGGCAUGUUCAGCUUUAGGGGUUUUGUUUAGACCACUGCAAAAAUAGGAGUUAUUUGCAAAAUUCAGAUCAAAGCUGGGAUAUGAAUCAUCCUUGGAGUAUUUGGCUCUGGGUGUAUCUUGAAACAGAUUUUGUUAUAUAAGGCUCUGGUUUAGAUGUAUGUGUAGAACAGCUUCAGUGGGAUCCCAUAACAGCUUUAUGGUAACCCCUUACACAAGCCAGCUGAGGGCUAAGAGAGUUGAUUAGUUUAAAAGUCUAGUUUAAAAAUAUACAUCAUGGGGGGGAAAUUACUUACAAAUUUCAACUGCAAUUCAUAACUGUGCUAGAUACUGAAAAUCAUAGACUGAAACAUUGGAAUUACGGUUUAUUACAACGAUCUAUAACCCUCUUAAACCGUCCCUCCCCAACCCCAAUUUCCCCGCUGAUUAUGGAGAUUUAUUAAUAAGCCACUUCAUGUUGAAUGGUCCCUUGAAAUAUGUGUUAACUACUUUUGCUAAAUAAUUCUUCCACCUCCUCUUUAGCUGUGACAUUACAUUUCCCAGACCUGAAGAAGAACUCUGUGUAAGCUCAAAAGCAUGUCUCUGUCACCAACAGAAGUUGAUCCAAUAAAAGAUCUUACUUCUCCCACUUUCUGUCUCUAAAUUCAGCUGACACAUCCAUGAAAGAUGGACAAGAACUGUUUGAAAAUGCACUGCGGUAUACACAGGAGACUCUCUUACUAUCCUGCUUUAGUCAAAGCCUUUACAGAGAGAAGUUAUUUGUGUCUUUGUCUUUGUCAGAGAGAACAUAGAGCCAAAUUCACAUAAGUGGGCACAGCCAAGUCAAUGGAAGUUACACAAGGGCUGGAUUUGACCUAUGGCCUUGAAACUAAUGAGCCAGGCAUGCUGCAGAUUAUUUGGGGUGGGUGUUGGAGACAACCAAUGAGAGCAAUUGGGAGAGCAUGACUAGAAUGUUAUGUUUUUCAUAAUAGCAGUUCCCACCAGUAGGAUUGGGGUGGAGUUUGCCGAUAAAGCGCAGAAAUAAAUGCUGAAACACAGCAUUGGGAGAGUGCACACAGCUUGGAGAAAGGAACAGGAACGUAACAGCUAGAGGGGGAGAAGGACAAUAGGGCAUAGACUUCAAAAUCUCAAGAGAGAUGAUCAAGUCCUUCAAACAGACAUUUUUGUCACUGGAGCUGCAGUCACCCAGGUGGAACUCAGCAGAGAUCGUGGUGCAAGAUUAUGAGCUCCGUCACUAUGAGAUGACCAAAUGGGCUAGCACAGUAAUUAAAGGAGAGACACAAAAGGAGGCACUGCGCCAGGGCUUCUGGAAACUCUUCUACUACAUUCAGGGGAAGAAUGAGAGAGAGGUGAAGAUUGAGAUGACUGUGCCAGUGACGUGCCUGGUGAAAUCUGGUUGCCCAGACUUCAAGGUCUCAUUCUUUGUGCCAUUCGAGCAUCAAGACUCUGUGCCACAGCCCACAGAUCCAGAUGUCUUCAUCGAGGAGCGGAAGGGAGAGGCCAUCUUUGUCAGGUCCUUUGGUGGGUUUGCCUCUCCAGAGAAGUAUGCUGAGGAAGCCCAGGCACUGGCCAGAAUCCUAAAGAAUGUGGGUCAGUCAUUCCAUGAAGACUUCUAUUAUACUGCUGGCUAUGACAGUCCCUUCAAGCUCUUCAACAGGCACAAUGAAGUGUGGUAUUUCAAGAAGUAAUAUGGGAGCAUUGGAUGAAGACAGACCUUGCUUGUGCCUUUGGCUUCCAUGACUUUGUACGUACUGAAGAGAAACUUUACUCAUACAGACUUGUGUAUGUGUUAGCCAGUGUGCAGAGGCCUCCCCAUUCCAUUUUACUUAGAACUAUAGAUCAGACGCUGGCUUCAAAAACCCGUCCCAAAUUUCUGUGCUCCUUAACAUAUCUUCAAGUACAAAAUGCAGAAGGCUGCCUCUGUUUUGAUCAAUUUUAGUCUGUUCAGACCUGCUGCUCUCUCAGGAGUAGCAAGUGUGUCUGCAAAUCCAUUGAACAUAGAGAACAGCCGUGAUGUUAAAGUGUACAAUUUGGGACUAAGUGAUUUAGGAGCUUCUGAAAAAGGUAGAAAAAUCCUCUAAAAGCUGCUGCUCCAACUGCUAUAAUGUGGGAAGGCAAGGCUAUGGUGGUGGACAAAGGCUAGUGCCUUGUCAGUAAGGUGUGAUGCCACUUUCAUCCAAGUGUAGUCACUGUUAUAGAUGCCUGUUUUCUACCAACCAAGGCUUGUUUUAUCCUGUCCUCAACAGUGGGACACCUAUUUUUGGAGCUGUCUGACAGCAGUUGUUAAACCCUGUUAUUUUCAGAGCAGUGACCCAGGCAGGUGGAUGCACACUGGAGGAAGUGACUGGUGGUUGGAAGCUACUGGUGCUAGCAUUAAAUGUACCAGCUUGUGCCACUUGUUACCUUUCAGCCUAAAGAUGAUUAACCAUAUUUGCGCUUAUUAUAAAACAGGUGUUUAAUACCAUACUUUCAGUGUAAAAGAAUCACUCUAGAUGAGGAACUACUGAGAUUUUACAGGUGCCAAAUCUUUCAUUUACACACUAGCCUCUUAAUGACUUUCUCUCUUUAUAAAAUAGUAUGGUGUAGAUCUUUGAAUGUUAUAAACUGCUGUACUUUAAUAGUAAGGAUAGCUUUGUAGAGCGACUUAACCUGUGCAAUGAUAUUUAGAAGCAAAAAAUAAUCAAAUACCUUUUGAUCCUGGGCUGUUUUAUGUGUGAACAGGUGCUGUCAGAAACCACCAGAGGCCAGGGGUGCUGGAAUAAUUUUUAUAGUGGGGGUGGUGAGAGACACUGAACCAAACAGUAAACCCCCUAUGGGAUGGAAACCACUUCAGGUCAGGGGCUGUGAAGGCACCAAUGCCUGGCAAAGAUCUAUUAAAGAUAUGCUGCAUCUCUGCCAGGGCUUGUUGUAGAGUUUCACUCUUGAGGACUGUUGAUUUGCAGCAGCCAAGGGGCCUUGGCUAGAGACUUGAUCAAUAUUAUAGUAGCAGCUGAGUCCGCAGAUCAGGGCUCUAGUGUGCUAGGUAUUGUACACAGGUCUAUGCCAAGGAGUUCUUCAACCAAGUCAAUUUGUCCACAUUAAGUAUAAUCAGUUCAAUUUUGCUUUAGGCCACAGACAUUCUUAAUUCUAUUCAGAUCUACUGCUUUUUCUCACUAAGGGUGGGAUGUGAAUAGAGAUGCCAACUCCUCUGCUAAUCACCUCAGGUUCACUGCUAUGCCCCUCUAUUCCUGUAAUAGCAGUGCUAGUGAGGACACCAGCAGCAUAUACAUUUGCCAAUUGCAGCACAGAGCUGGAAGCUUGAUGUGGAUUGUAACUUUUAAAAGGUACCCAAAUAGUACAUAUACUCAGGGGCAGCUCCAGGCACCAGCAUGCCAAGUGCAUGCCUGGGGCGGCAAGCCAACAGAAGGCACUCUGCCAGUGGCUGGCAUGCCUGCAGAGGGUCUGCUGGUCCCGUGGCUUCAGUGGACCUCCUGCUGGCGCACUGCCAAAUGUGAAGGAUGGGGACCUCCAGCAAGCAAGCUGCCAAAGACAGCCUGCCUGCCAUGCUUGGGACAGUAGAACACCUAGAGCCACCCCUGCAUAUGCUGCUACUGAAGUGAGUCAAGCAUAUCUGUACUUUACCCCUGCAUCCACCCGAAGUUCUUUAGUCACAGCUAGGCUACACUCAAAUGAAACACCACAGUUCAGCACAAAGCCACCAGCUCACUGCUUUGAGAGCAUAAGACCCUCUGUGGCAGAAAACUGAACUAGGCCAGGCUGUAAACUCAUGUUCAGCUAGGCAGAGUCCAGUUAGAUGAGAAGGGUAUUUCAACUCAGUGGUCCUAGGACUAUUCCUUGAGUCUGAGAAAGUUUAGGGCAGGAGUUAAGUGUUUAAAGCUUAAGCCUAUUUCCUUUUCAGUUUUUUUCCUUCUGUACUAAAUUGUAUGGGAAUGUAAAUAAC